Naegleria gruberi is the source of this 2486-nucleotide messenger RNA. RefSeq lists its product as uncharacterized. The record is from RefSeq and is a predicted model, not a curated record. The transcript has a single exon. Lineage: Eukaryota; Heterolobosea; Eutetramitea; Acrasida; Naegleriidae. Gene Ontology annotation, molecular function: protein binding. Bases 1 to 2433 code for a protein of 810 amino acids.
AUGUCUCAUUCUGCUGCUGCUAACAAUCACUAUUUCUCCUCCCUUCAUCAUCUAACCAGACAACAGCAACAACAAUUUCAAUCCAUUUCUAAUACAUAUUUCGGAGAAGUGAAUUCCUAUUCUAACCUUUCAUCCUCUCCGCCUCUAUCAAGUAUGAGUUGUAAUUCGAAUAGCAACUCCAAUACCGACAUUCAAGAAACUAUUAAUAAUAAUAACAAUAUGAUUAAAAAAUCCUCACUCGAUAACGUUGUCAGAUACAAUAGUAGUAAUAAUUCUGUGGAAGAUGAUCAUACAUAUUCCGACUCAUCUUCACAACAUUUGUAUGAAAACUUUUCCUUUAAUAAUUAUUCAUCACAACAACAAUUAGCAGAACCAUCAUGCUCCGAUCAAUAUGAUAUGUAUGAACAAAAUGAGGAUGAUUUUGAAUUUCUUCAACAACAUCACAGAUCUCAUCAUGAUCAUCAACACUAUCAAUAUGUGCAACAUCCAUUCAUGUCAUCCUCUCACACUGUUGCUGCAAAUAUGACCACAGGACAACCAAUUUAUGCAGCAAAGAGAGAUGGUUUCAUGGAACAUGCCAGUAUAGAACAAAACCACUAUCCUUCCUUGUACUCGAGACCAAUGAUGAGGAUUCACAUCUUUCCUAAUGGUAGUUUGCAACAUGGAAAGAUUGUUUCCUUCGAUCCAACUGGUACUUCUUUUGAAGAUUUAAUAAUGAUGGUUUGCUCCAAGUUUAGAUACACUCCUUUCAAUGAUAUUGGAAGAAGUGAUAAUUCUGACAUUUUGCCAAAAUUAAUUUCAUUAAGAGGAACAGAAGUAGAUGGCAUUGAUCAAAUUGUCAAUAAUGAUACAUUUUGCUUCGUUCCACCGAACGAACCAUUCAGACCACCUAUUAGCAUUGAGAGAGUUAUUUUGAGUAAUAUUGAUUCUUCUCAACAACGAGCCUACCAAGUCUAUACCCCUCCUGCCACUGCAAUUCCAUCUAGAACAAUUCUCAAUCAGAAAGUUCAAAAGAAUGCAGAAGAAAUUCUCGUUGGUCCUCCACAACAACCAGUUGCUUCAUCAUUAGCAUCUUUGGAGAGAUCAAAUAUUGAAUUGGCCAAUGAAUCUGUACAACCAGUUGGCAAUAAUACUGAAACUAUUCUCACUCCAACCAAAAAGAGUAACAAUAACAAAUUUUCCAACACUUCUUCUCCAAUCAUUAGAACACCUCGCUCCCAAAUUGUUUCUGUACAUAGACCACAUUCUUAUCAAGUUACUACUAUGGUUGAUUCAUUACCAUUUGCAGGUAAUCCAAUACAUUUUGCUUCCCCAUCUCACUACACUAGCACUCCUCCAAGAACAAAGAAACAAGUUAUCAGACUAAUUCCAGAAUUGUACUAUCAAAUUUUCUCAUUCCUAACUCACAAGGAAUUAGCUUUGGGUAUUGGAUUGGUUUGUAAAGAAUUUGAAAGAGAAUUCGCAAAGAAUGAAAUGCUUUGGAAAGAGAUUUGUAUGAACGUAUACAGCUACUAUGUCAAGAGAAAAUAUCAAAAUGUUACUAAUUCUAAAUCAUUAGACAAGUGUCCAAGAUUCUUUUCUCAGACUCCUCUUAACGAGAUUAAAAAACGAUUCAUGACUGUUUGUGAAAAACCACCAUGUUAUUACAAGUCAUGGAAGACCUAUUAUAGAUUCUUUAUUAAUUGGGCCUUGAAAUUGUGUUGGGAUACAUGUGAAAGAGGUAACAAUAUCAAGUUCAAGAAUAACAAUGCCACUGUCUACAGAGAGGAUAAUAUUACAUAUCAUUGGCAAACUGUGAGAACUAACCUUCCAAUCAGAAUUCCAACAGAAAUUGAAAAGAGAAAGAAUGGAUACAUGACACUUCCUCUCAUUUCACCAUUGGAUCUUGAAAAUGGAGAUGUGGAUAUUAUCACUGAUGAUGUUGCAAUUUUAGAAGUGGAAAUUAAGAUUGAAAAAUUCGACAAGACUAACGCUAAUGGUUGGUGGAUUGUAAUUGGAUUGGAAACCGAAACCUUCCCUUACAAGGAAUCCACACCAACCAAUCUUGUAGGAUAUGAUAGACAUGGAGGUUUUGGAUAUGCAGGCGGAAAUGGUGAUAAUUUACACUUUUAUUCCAAUACUCAUCUCAAACAUAAGCAAGCCUUCACAUGUGACCCUGUCGUACAGUGGAAUAACGUUCCAUUCAAUGAGGGAGAUAUUGUCAAGGCUCGUGUCAAGUACUACUUGAAAGCUUUUGAAGAUGCUGUCGAUCCAAAGAAUAAUAUUGGUGCAACCCUCUCUUGGUAUCUGAAUGGUAAAUGCAUUGGUGAAUGCUUUAGAAAUAUCACAGGCGUUCUUUAUCCAGCAGUUUCUUUACUCACCAACCAAUCUGUUACCCUUAGAUGUGUUGAUCCAAUGUUUGAGCUCAUCUCCAAAGAUGUUGUCUUUGAAUAAAUAUUUUGGUGUUCUGAUGACUGCGUCUAAACAUCUACUGCUGAUUAACUAGU